CCCUCAAGAGGGGCGGAGCGCUCGGGUUCGUGAGGCCGUCCGGUAGGGCGGCCGCCGUGGCGGGGUCUUCUGCGGCUGCACGGCAGCAUUCCCGCAUCUCCGCUGGUCGCCGCCGCCUCCGGGCCAGGCCCCUGGGCCCUGCCGCCGCCAUGAAGCUGCGGGUCCGGUUCCAGAAGCGGACCUGGCCGCUGGAGAUGCCCGAAGUGAAGCCGACGCUGGGGCAGCUGCGCGCGCAUCUGAGCCAGGCCCUGCUGCCGAGCUGCGGGCACAGUUCUGAUACCCGGUUUGCAAUUACAUUGAACAACAAGGAUGCCCUCACUGGAGAUGAAGAGACCUUGGCUUCAUAUGGGAUUGUUUCUGGGGACUUGAUAUGUUUGAUUCUUGAAGAUGACAUUCCAGCACCUAACUUACCUUCAUCCACAGAUUCAGAGCAUUCCUCACUCCAGCAUAAUGACCAACCCUCUUUGGCAGCCAGCUCCAGUCAGUCCGGCAAACAGGAUGAACAGCCGAGUGAUUCAUUCCAAGGACAGGCAGCCCAGUCUGAUGUCUGGAAUGAUGACAAUAUGUCAGGGCCUAGUCAAAAUUUUGAAGCUGAGUCAGUUCAAGAUGUGGAUGUGGAAGAGGGCACAGGUUUCUGUCCCUCGGAACCCAUGCUCUGCAGUGAAUCGGUGGAUGGGCAGGUGCCCCAUUCUUUGGAGACCCUGUACCAGUCAGCUGACUGUUUGAACCCCAGUGAUGCCUUGAUAGUGUCAAUACAUCUUCUCAUGUUGGAGUCGGGCUACAUACCUCAGGGGACUGCUGCCAAAGCUGUGUCCAUGCCGGAGAACUGGAGGUCGGGCGGUGUGUAUAAGCUGCAGUACUCGCACCCUCUCUGUGAGGGCGGCGCUGCCACUCUCACCUGUGUGCCUUUGGGAAAGCUCAUCGUCAUAAAUGCUACAGUAAAAAUCAACAAUGAGAUUAUAAGUGUGAAAAGAUUGCAGCUACUGCCAGAAUCUUUUAUUUGCAAAGAAGAACCAGGGGAAAAUGUAGCCAAGAUAUACAAAGAUCUUCAGAAGCUCUCUCGUCUCUUCAAAGACCAGCUGGUAUAUCCUCUUCUGGCUUUUACCCGACAAGCGCUGAACCUGCCAGAUGUGUUUGGGUUGGUGGUCCUGCCGCUGGAGCUGAAACUACGGAUCUUCCGACUCCUGGAUAUUCGGUCUGUCCUGUCUUUGUCUGCAGUUUGCCGUGACCUCUUUAUUGCUUCAAAUGAUCAACUUCUGUGGAGAUGUUUGUAUCUUCGGGAUUUUCGAGAUGGCACUGUCAGAGGUCGAGACACAGAUUGGAAAGAACUGUACAGGAAGAGGCACAGACAAAGAAAAGAAGCUCAGAGAGGGCGGCAUAUGAUGUUCUUGCCAUCAUCACCCCACCCAAUUCCAUUCUAUCCCAACCCUUUGCACCCUCGGCCUUUCCCCCCCAGCUCUCUCCUUCCUCCUGGAAUUAUUGGUGGGGAAUACGAUCAGAGACUAACACUUCCCUAUGUUGGGGACCCAAUCAAUUCACUCAUCCCUGGGCCUGGGGAGACACCUAGUCAGUUCCCUCCCCUCAGACCACGUUUUGAUCCAAUUGGCCCACUUCCAGGACCUAACCCCAUCUUGCCAGGGCGAGGUGGCCCCAAUGACAGAUUUCCCUUAAGACCGAGCAGGGGCCGGCCAACUGACAGCCGACUGCCAUUCAUGUGAUUGAUUUGUAAUCUCACUUCUGGAGCUUGUUUGGUUUUCUUUUUUGAAACUACAGAUGUCAUCUUGUUGGGGGUGCCGAUCUCUUUUGAUUGUGGUGGUAAGAAAUGCACUCACAGAAGCCUUUCCGUAGAUACAGCUAAAGCUCCAGGGGUGGUAUGGCCCAAAGGCUGCUGCCUGACAAGGUUGGCCUUGGGAAUAGUUGACAGUUUUUGACUUGCUUCUUCUGAAUUCCUCUCUAGAAUGAAGUUGUUCACUAAUAAUGUUCUGCACCAGAAUAAAGAAAAAAAAAGUGUAA
Messenger RNA from Manis pentadactyla (Chinese pangolin), 2013 nucleotides. RefSeq names its product F-box protein 7 (gene FBXO7). The coding region runs from base 150 to 1718 and encodes 522 amino acids. The transcript is spliced from 9 exons. Gene Ontology annotation, biological process: positive regulation of autophagy of mitochondrion; autophagy of mitochondrion. NCBI's taxonomy places the organism in Eukaryota, Metazoa, Chordata, Mammalia, Pholidota, Manidae. The record is from RefSeq and is a predicted model, not a curated record. Gene Ontology annotation, molecular function: protein kinase binding.